Drosophila grimshawi is the source of this 913-nucleotide messenger RNA. It is a transcript of the gene Taf9, whose product is annotated as transcription initiation factor TFIID subunit 9. NCBI's taxonomy places the organism in Eukaryota, Metazoa, Arthropoda, Insecta, Diptera, Drosophilidae. The transcript has 2 exons. Bases 36 to 773 code for a protein of 245 amino acids. The record is from RefSeq and is a predicted model, not a curated record. Gene Ontology annotation, molecular function: transcription coactivator activity; RNA polymerase II general transcription initiation factor activity; protein heterodimerization activity. Gene Ontology annotation, cellular component: SAGA complex; transcription factor TFIID complex. Gene Ontology annotation, biological process: RNA polymerase II preinitiation complex assembly; DNA-templated transcription initiation.
GACAAUUACCCUACAGCGCUGAAAAGUUAUAAACAAUGAGCGGCGAAAAGGCUGAAAAAGCCAAAGUCAGCGCACAAGUCAAGCAUGUGCCAAAAGAUGCCCAGGUUAUCAUGUCCAUACUAAAGGAGCUCAACAUCCAGGAGUACGAGCCACGCGUCGUCAAUCAAAUGCUCGAGUUUACAUACCGAUAUGUGACCUGCAUACUGGAAGAGGCCAAAGUAUACGCAAAUCAUGCGCGAAAGAAAACCAUCGACCUGGAAGAUGUUCGCCUGGCCACCGAGGUGACGAUGGACAAGAGUUUCACUGGGCCGCCGUCUAGACAUGUUUUGGCCAAAAUGGCAGAUCUGCGCAAUGCGAUGCCACUGCCUGCCAUUAAGCCACACUGCGGUCUGCGGUUGCCACCCGAUCGUUACUGCCUGACCGGUGUCAACUACAAACUGCGCGCCACCAAUCAGCCUAAAAAGAUGACCAAAUCGGCGCUGGAGGGGCGCACAGUGAAAACGGUUGUGAAGCCCGUCUCCAGCUCCAAUGGGCUGAAACGUGCCCACUCAAUAGUGUCCAAGCAACAGGUGGUCACCAUACCGAAACCCGUCAUCAAAUUCACAACCACAACGAAAGCGGUCUCCACCAUGGAGGUAAAGAACGAGCCGGGCACCAGCGAUAUGAAAAUGGAGGUGGACAGCGAUGCGGCUGCCGUGGGCAGCAUUGCCGGCUCUGGCGUGGCUGUGAAGCGUGAACGAGAAGAGGAGGAAUUUGAGUUUACAGCGAAUUAAGAAUACACAUAUUACACACAUAACAUAAAAAUAAUAUUUGUAACCCAUGGGGCGAUUUAGAUUUCGGCAAACUCUCAACUUUUGUAUUUUCAAACAUUUCUGUAAUGCGACUACAAAUGUGAAAUUAAAUUUAAAAAUGA